This is a messenger RNA of Mus pahari (shrew mouse), 2758 nucleotides long. RefSeq names its product torsin 1A interacting protein 1 (gene Tor1aip1). Bases 252 to 2036 code for a protein of 594 amino acids. Gene Ontology annotation, biological process: nuclear membrane organization. Gene Ontology annotation, cellular component: nuclear membrane. Gene Ontology annotation, molecular function: ATPase activator activity. The record is from RefSeq and is a predicted model, not a curated record. The transcript has 11 exons. Lineage: Eukaryota; Metazoa; Chordata; Mammalia; Rodentia; Muridae.
GAGGCGGGAGUGACCCACAGCAGCUGACCCAGCUCGGGCACUGCCUCUCCCACAGCCCUUAGGACACACCAUGGGCCCGGAGGCUGGUUGGUGGCACACGAGCGAGGACGCAGGCGGCGGCCCCGGCGACUCUCAACUACCUCCCUGACCACUGCGACAACCUCCCCGAAGUCAUCGCCACCACCCGCAGCGGAAUCUAACCGCGGCCAAUCCGUCGCCACGGACCGACUACCAGCUACGUAAAAACAACUAUGGCGGGAGAGAGGUGGCAGGCCGAGGGGCCCGGAGAAGGCUGGGCCAUCUAUGCCACACCCAGAGCCCCCAUCCGGGAGCGAAGGCGGGGGCCCGACCCGCAAAAUGGCGACAGCAGUGACGCGCCUACGUACGGAGCACACCCGUCGCGCCGCGGACGACGGGAAGUGAGGUUUUCAGAAGAGCCGGCAGAAGUGUACGGCGACUACGAGCCCCGGGCGGCCAAAGAAACGUCUCCGGGGGGGAGACGAACCCCGCCAGAAAAGUUCCGGCCGGCGUCAGCGAGAGAGGAAGUGAGAGAAAGCGCUUACAACCUUCGCUCUCGACCGCGGAGGCAGCGGCGAGCCCAGGAAGCCGAGGAGAUGAAGACGCGGAGGGCUACUCGCCUUGAGCAGCACUCCCAGCAGCCGCAGCUGUCUCCCUCCACGAGCGGCCGAGGGUUACGGGACUCUCAGUCCUCCAGUGAGGACCGCGGAGAGGAUGAACCUUCUUCCCAACCUGUUACAAGCCAAAUAGCCUCAAAGAAAACUGUUAGAACACCAGAGGCUUCAGCGAUGAAUGAAGACCCUAUAAGUAACUUAUGCAGACCCCCAUUAAGAAGCCCAAGACUUGAUUCAACAUACCAAACAAAUGGAAAUACUAAAAGGAAUGAAAGAGAAGCUACCAUUGUCCAACAGGUCAAUUUCUUCGAAGAAGGAGAAACUGAAGAUGAUCUCGAGAGCUCUUACAGUGACAUCACUAUCCGGGUCAGAUCCAAUGAUUCUCUUGAGUCUAGAGAUGAAGCCACCCCAGCAGCUGGUCAUCAUCCAGAAUCACCAAGGGGGUUACCACACAGUCAGGACUUCCCAGCUCAUGAGAAUCGGCCAUUACUGCUGACCUCAGGAUAUCAGAAAAACCCUCAGGAGUGGGUUGACCAAGCUGUAAGGAUGAGGGGUAGAAUGGCGUAUAACAACAUUCAGAAAUCCAACUUUGGAAACCAGUCUCCAUCAACCUCCAGGCAACAAGUGGCUGUACAACCCCCAAAUGAAUCUUCUGUCAAGAUAAAGUGGUAUGUGCUGGGACUUGUUGCCACCGUUGCAGUAUUAUUUUGGUCCUUUUCUACCCCUGCGGUGGAAACCACUGCUGUUCAAGAAUUCCAGAACCAGAUGAAACAACUCCAGUCUAAGUACCAGAGUCAAAACGAGAAGCUGUGGAAGAGAGGCACAACCUUCCUAGAAAAACAUCUGAAUAGCUCCCUCCCUCGGCCCCAGCCUGCCAUCCUGUUGCUCACUGCAGCUCAAGAUGCUGCAGAAGUGCUCAAGUGUCUGAGUGAACAAAUUGCCGACGCCUACUCUUCCUUCCGUAGUGUCCGUGCCAUCCGGAUUGACGGGGCAGGUAAAGCUGCUCAGGACAGUGACAUUGUCAAGCAUGAAGUCGAUCAGGAGCUGACUGAUGGAUUUAGAAAUGGCCAGAAUGCAGCUGUGGUACACCGCUUCGAAUCCCUGCCUGCUGGCUCAACCUUGAUCUUCUAUAAAUACUGUGACCAUGAAAAUGCAGCCUUCAAAGAUGUAGCCCUCGUCCUGACUGUACUGUUGGAGGAGAAGACGCUGGAAGCCAGUCUAGGCCUAAAGGAAAUUGAAGAGAAAGUGAGGGAUUUCCUUAAAGUCAAGUUCACCAGCUCUAGCACGGCCAACUCCUACAAUCACAUGGACCCAGACAAGCUGAAUGGGCUCUGGAGCCGCAUCUCCCACCUCGUGCUGCCUGUGCAGCCUGAGAACGCUCUGAAAGCAGGCAGCUGCUUAUAAGGGAGAGAAGCGAAAACCCAUCUCGGAUUUGAACAAUUUUCAGACCUUGUAACCAGAGAUGGAAUUUGGAACAGUUUUUGAAAACUGGUUUCUUUUUAAAGGAAGUAAAGUUCAUACAUAAAAGUGGAAUAACUAAAUCAUUAAUCAGCCUAAUUAUCUGUGAUUUGAGAGAAUUGUUUCUCUAUUUCCACUCUAAACCAUGUUAAAGGUAUUUAGCAUAGUGUACAGUAUAUGUAGUUCCCGAGUGUCUGCCUUGAUUCUGGCCAAAUCAUUCUUGCUGUGGUGUGACCAGUGAGAAGGACUAGGUUCCUCUCUCAAAGAAUCAGCUUUAUAUUUAACUUUGGAUUUAUAUGUGUUUGUGAUUUUAUUAAUGGCUGACAGCUCUCUAAUUGUAGCUGUGGAUUCCCCAUUAUCUUUUCUCUCAUACCAUUUAAAUGUGUGAUCCUUAGCUCCUACCUAUAAAAACAGAACUGGGUGUGUGGUUUAGCCAGCCCCUCCCUCACUGGUCUUUAGAGAGGGGAGGAGGGAUUUGGAGGUAGAAAGAGAAGAGAAAUUGUUCAAUAGAGAAGGAAAAGGAAGAAGGGAAAAAAGAUAGUUGCAAGCUGGACACGGUAAACCUCAACCUGUGAUCUGUCUCAGUAUUGUCUCAGGGGAGUCAGGAGGAGCAGAAGUUCAAGGCCAGCCUCAUCUAGUUAGUGGGGUUUCUGCCACCCUGGGCUACA